Penicillium atrosanguineum is the source of this 1962-nucleotide messenger RNA. RefSeq names its product putative C6 transcription factor. The coding region runs from base 1 to 1962 and encodes 653 amino acids. Lineage: Eukaryota; Fungi; Ascomycota; Eurotiomycetes; Eurotiales; Aspergillaceae. Gene Ontology annotation, biological process: regulation of DNA-templated transcription; DNA-templated transcription. The transcript has 6 exons. The record is from RefSeq and is a predicted model, not a curated record. Gene Ontology annotation, molecular function: DNA binding; zinc ion binding; DNA-binding transcription factor activity, RNA polymerase II-specific.
AUGUCGCAAAAACCGCGAAAGCUCCAGCGCGUCUCCAAGGCCUGCGACUUCUGCAAUAGGCGUAGUAUCAAAUGCAGACCGAGCGAAGAUGCGCUAGGCCGCUGUCAGAACUGCGUCGACUUUGAUGUCGCGUGUACAUUUGAUCGUCCGGCUAAACGGCGCGGUGUCAAGGCUGGUACUAGAGCCGCUGCGAGGGAUGUGCCAAUUGCGAAGCCGGUGAUAGAUUCACCGACGAGUCAGAAUCCGGUCGAGAGGGAGCCGGGGUCUGCUGCUUCUAGGAGCUCUAUGCAUCCAGAGUCGGGUUCCCGGUCGUCUUUAAUGGAGGAUCCUUGGGUCUCUUUUAAUCAAGGCUGGUCAACGGCGGAGGGGUACGAUGAUGAUGGUGCAUUGCGUAAUUCUUGGAAGGCUUUUGCUAUCUCCUGUGACCGGCAGAUCAGGAAUCUCGUUCAGGUCUAUUUCGAAAUCGUCUAUCCAAUCUUUCCUCUGUUUCACAGGCCAUCCUUCAUAGAGCAGGUAAACAACAGAGAACAUCUUCACAACCAAGGCCUUUUUGCCUCGACCAUGGCAGUUUGCUCCUUGGCAUCAGGGCGUGCACGCGAUGGCGCGCUAUACUCCACUCGGUGGUGCCGGGAGGAACUUCUGGAGCCCCCUUCGGAGGCUUUCUAUGCCGCAGCCAAAGAUUCAUUACCCAGAGAUCUUGCAGCUGCGAAGGGGAUGAAUUAUAUGCGUGCGUGUGCCAUUCUUGCAAUCGUCAGUAUCCAGAACGGCCAGAUCAAGAACAUGCAGAAAUACUCUGGUAUGUACCAUACUCUAAUAACCAUGGAAGGGUUCCAUGAUGAGAAGCUCUGGCCGAAAGAUAUAAGUCCCAUCGAGGUUGAGGAAAGGCGGAGAUUGUUCUGGUCAAUCUACACCCUCGACAUCUACUCAACUGUCGUAUGGGGAGGCGUGAUCCGCUAUCGUGAGGCGCAUUCUCUCGUACGGUAUCCUACUGAGGUCGACGACCAUUACAUCACCGCACAAGGCUACACAAUGCAACCAGUAUCACCCGGAUCGAGCACGAUCGGCCAGAGUCCCGCCUCCGGUGUCUCAAGACAAUCCUUGUGCUGGAUGCAAGGAUGGAAUUUCACAACCGACCUUUACCGCAUACUGGAGCAUGUGGUAGAUGGCACAAGGCGGAAAUUCUCCUCGGCCAACGGAACACAGGAAGUCUGGUCGCUAUUCAGCCCAACUUCCAUGUCGGAGCCUGCGGUUAUGGAGCGUGUUCUGAAUAUGUACUCUGCACUGCCAUCGCAAUUUCGCGAAAUGCCACCUACGACUGGUGACAUGGGGAAAGAUCUAUUUGGUUUCCAGUCUGCCAAUAUCCAGGCUACUCUACAGCUAUUGAGAAUGGUGCUUUUGUCCGCCGAGGAAAUUGGAGUCGACGGAAAGUGUGAUGUGGCUGGCGAGUUGCUUAGUGUGUUUUCCAAGGUGCCGGUGGAGUAUUUGAAGGCCAUCAGUUCACCAUUGCUUCACCAUCUUGGUGGAAUUGGAUAUAUCCUCGGCUCGGUCAUGGAAGGCAGUCUCUCAGACGCAUCCUACCUCCGCGUCCGCACAUUACUCCUCGAAAUGGCCGAUCUCCUCAACCGCCUCGAAUGCGGCCUUCAUCGCGCAGCAGGUGCAAGUCAACGCCUCCGAUCUCAAGUCGAUCGAAUCGACGGCUACAUGCGCACAUCACGACUCCUAAACGUUGCAACGGCCCCACAUCCUCCCAAUGGCACUACCAUGCAUAUGAAUGUCAAGCACGAGCCUGUUUACCCCCCACCCACAUACGCUCACAGUGCCCCAGCACCAACUGUCAGUACGACAGCGGGAAUGCACGAUCAGAUGCUGCAGUUCCAGUUGCCGCCGGAGUUACUGAGUGAUUGGCCGUGGCCGCUAGACAACUCCCAAUCUGAGGGUUUCUUUCCUUUGGCGUUCGAAUGA